Carica papaya (papaya) is the source of this 817-nucleotide messenger RNA. Its product is annotated as PAR1 protein. The record is from RefSeq and is a predicted model, not a curated record. Lineage: Eukaryota; Viridiplantae; Streptophyta; Magnoliopsida; Brassicales; Caricaceae.
UCAUUUCUGGAUUCUCCCAUCCACCCACCUCCAUACAUCUAUAUAUAUAUAUAUAUAUAUAUAAAACACCUUCUCAAUUCAAACCCAAUAAACCAUUUUCACAAACUCUUAACCUUCUCUCCCUUCAUGGCUCCUUCACUAAAAUUUCCAUUCCUUCUCUUCCUCUCAUCUCUCUUCCUCAAUGCAGCUCUAGGGGAAAUUGUGUGCGAGGAGUUGCCGAAAGAUAAGUGCGCCUAUGCGAUAUCAUCGACGGGGAAAAGAUGUUUGCUGGAGACGUAUAUAAGGAGAAAUGGAGGGGUGGAGCUGGUCUGCCGAACAUCGGAGGUGGUGGUCGAUAGGAUGGCGAAAUAUGUAGAGACCGAUGAAUGCGUCUCUGCUUGCGGCGUUGAUCGUAACUCUGUCGGAAUCUCCUCUGAUUCUUUGCUCGAUUCUUCCUUCACCUCCAAGCUCUGUUCUUCUGAUUGUUUCCACAACUGCCCCAACAUUGUUGACCUUUACUUCAAUUUGGCUGCUGGUGAAGGUGCAUUUUUGCCUGACCUGUGCGAGGCUCAACGCAGCAAUCCCCACCGUUCAAUGAUCGAGAUAUUGAGCUCCGGUGCAGCCCCUGGUCCGAUAUCUAGUGAAUCAUCUGAAUCUGCUGCGCCUGCACCGGCUCUCCUGUAAUCAACAAUGCUUUAGUGAAUAUAUAAUAUAUAUAUAUAUAUAUAUUAUUAUUUCAUUAAAAAAGCUUACUAGUUUAGAUGGCUUAUACAUUUUACAGAGGAAUAAUUAGCACAAAAAUAUUAUAGGGAGAGAAAUAAAAAAAUGGAAUGGGAAG